AUGAGCCAUAGUAAGAGUAAACUACAGAUAUCAACUACAGGUCGCUUUGAGAAUCAAACUUCAAUCACAAAUGCAUCACCAGUACUCGAUCGUAGUCAAAAUAUUGAUACGCACACUCUAAUAUGGUUAGACAAAUCAUAUCCAACUGAUCGACCCACUCAUAUGAAACUACGAACAAUAAUUGAUUAUUUACUCUUAUAUGAUGACAUCGAUUCAUGCAUGAAAUACAUUAAUGGCAGUAAAGAACAAAUAUUUUUGAUUGUAUCUAGUCAAUUUGGACAAACAGUUGUAUCGAAUAUUCACAAUCUUCGUCAAUUAAAUUCAGUUUUCAUUAAAUGUGUGUGUAAUGACACAGAAACAUUAGAAAAAGCACUGGUCGACUCACUGAAAUUCUAUCUAAAACAAGAACGAGCAAUGCCCGACCUUUUCAAUCAUUCUGGUAUCGAUAUCACCACUAAUGACUUACGUGAAAAUGACUGGCUUCUUGAAUUGAUUUAUGUUCUGAUUCGACACGAACCACCUGUUGAUAGUAGAAACACGUUGAUCGCCACUCUGUCGAACUACUAUAAGGGUAAUGCAGGACAAGAAGCGGUAAUCAAAAAAUUUUCUGAUGAAUAUUCACCAGAGAAAGCUAUUUGGUGGUAUACACGAGACACAUUUAUAUAUCGUCUUUUGAAUAAAGCCUUAAGACAAAUGAACGUUGAAGGUAUAUUACCGUUUCAUUUUUUUAUUCGUGAUUUAUACAAUCAACUCGAACAAGAACAUCAAAAGUUUCAAAGUAAUAUUAAAACACCUAUCAAAGUAUAUCGCGGACAAAUUAUCACACGCAGUGAACUUGAAAGACUCAAUGAUUUAUCCCAAAUGAGUGACAACAACAACUAUAUAUCACUGACCAGCUUGAUAUCGACCACCCUCGACCAGUCUGUUGCCCUACUUUUUAUCGAAUCACGUAAAUCUAAUGAUGAAUGUGAUCUUAAAAGUGUUCUGUUCGAAAUUGACAUUGAUUUGAGAAAGAAAACACGUCCAUUUGCUGAUAUUGCCGACUGCACUCAGUUUCCUGAUGAAAAAGAAGUACUAAUGAUGCCGUGA
Molecule: messenger RNA, 1089 nt
Organism: Didymodactylos carnosus
Lineage: Eukaryota; Metazoa; Rotifera; Eurotatoria; Philodinida; Philodinidae
Source: the annotation of a GenBank genome assembly